Lagenorhynchus albirostris (white-beaked dolphin) is the source of this 3091-nucleotide messenger RNA. It is a transcript of the gene CHST11, whose product is annotated as carbohydrate sulfotransferase 11. Lineage: Eukaryota; Metazoa; Chordata; Mammalia; Artiodactyla; Delphinidae. Gene Ontology annotation, biological process: proteoglycan biosynthetic process; carbohydrate biosynthetic process. Gene Ontology annotation, molecular function: sulfotransferase activity. Bases 361 to 1419 code for a protein of 352 amino acids. Gene Ontology annotation, cellular component: membrane. The transcript is spliced from 3 exons. The record is from RefSeq and is a predicted model, not a curated record.
GCGGCGGCGGCACCACCACCGCUCGCCCCCCAGCCGCCCGGCCCGCCAGGAGGCAGCGGCGGCUGCUGGCGGGGGCGGAGGCGGCGGCGGAGAGGCGAGGAGGAGCAGCGGGAGGAGCAAGAGCGCGCAGCCGGCGGGUCCACGCAUCUCGGCACUUCCAGAGCAACUCCGGCGCCUUCCACACCCCUGCCCGGGGCUGGGGGCUCCGAGAGCGGCCGUGAAGCCAACCCUAUCCUCCCUGCGAACCCUGCCCAGCCCUGCCCUGCGCCUCCCGGGCUCCGCUCCGCGCGGCGGGUUUCCCGCUCCUGCGCUCCGGGCGCGCCUCCCGGACGCCCGGGUCCCCGCAGCCAGGACAAAGCCAUGAAGCCGGGGCUGCUGGAAGUGAUGAGGAUGAACAGAAUUUGCCGGAUGGUGCUGGCCACUUGCUUGGGAUCCUUUAUCCUGGUUAUCUUCUAUUUCCAAAGUAUGUUGCACCCAGUCAUGCGGAGGAGCCCCUUCGGUGUGGACAUCUGCUGCCGGAAGGGGUCCCGAAGCCCCCUGCAGGAACUCUACAACCCGACCCAGCUGGAGCUCUCCAACACGGCCGUCCUGCACCAGAUGCGGCGGGACCAGGUCACAGACACGUGCCGGGCCAACAGCGCCGUGAGCCGCAAGCGGCGGGUGCUGACCCCCAACGACCUGAAGCACCUGGUGGUGGAUGAGGACCACGAGCUCAUCUACUGCUACGUGCCCAAGGUGGCGUGCACCAACUGGAAACGGCUCAUGAUGGUCCUGACCGGGCGGGGCAAGUACAGCGACCCCAUGGAGAUCCCGGCCAACGAGGCGCACGUCUCGGCCAACCUGAAGACCCUGAACCAGUACAGCAUCCCCGAGAUCAACCACCGCUUGAAAAGCUACAUGAAGUUCCUGUUCGUGCGGGAGCCCUUCGAGAGGCUGGUGUCCGCCUACCGGAACAAGUUCACGCAGAAGUACAACACCUCCUUCCACAAGCGCUACGGCACCAAGAUCAUCAGGCGGCAGCGCAAGAACGCCACGCAGGAGGCCCUGCGCAAGGGCGACGACGUCAAGUUCGAGGAGUUCGUGGCCUAUCUCAUAGACCCGCACACGCAGCGCGAGGAGCCCUUCAACGAACACUGGCAGACCGUCUACUCCCUCUGCCACCCGUGCCACAUCCACUAUGACCUCGUGGGCAAGUAUGAGACGCUGGAGGAGGAUUCCAAUUACGUCCUGCAGCUGGCGGGCGUGGGCAGCUACCUGAAGUUCCCCACCUACGCCAAGUCCACGAGAACUACUGAUGAAAUGACCACAGAGUUCUUCCAGAACAUCAGCUCAGAGCACCAGACGCAGCUGUACGAAGUCUACAAACUCGAUUUUUUAAUGUUCAAUUACUCAGUGCCAAGCUACCUGAAAUUGGAGUGAAGGGUGGAGGUGGGGAGAGGGGCGAGAAUCGUGCUUUUUAAUUUAAGAUUUUUUAUUUGUCAAAAGAAUUCUAUGGAUAUUGGGUUAUUUUGUAAAUUAAUAUUUCUUUGGGGAUGAUGCUGCGAGCAGCAUAGUGAGAAUUAUUUAAAAUCCUUAGUAGGGAAGGACGGCUGUCUUUGCAGGGCACUAGGAUGGGUGUCCUUGUUUUUUAGACAUGAAUCCCCCGACACUUUCAGAGGUUUCUUUGUGUUCGGGUGAAUUCCAUGAAUUGUGCAUCCCAUAAAUUCUAAUUAAUGUUAUUUAUAGUUAUUUAAACAUGGUCUCUGUAUAGAUUUCUUUUUGUGGCAGCAAGAUUCUAACGUCUUUGCAGAAGAAAUCUAUGUUUCGUUCUGUGCUUGCAGCAGCUCGUGCAGGGGCAUGAAUGUUCUCCUUAUUAACCGCUCAGAGAGUCACUGUGAUAACAACCAUUGUGCUGUCUGUUGAUACCACCGUUCUUGAAAUUCUGCUAGAAAUAAAUAGAAAGAGGCACCUUUGCAAGGGACUGAUUCCAAACUGAUUUCAGUCGACCCAAACGUUCCUCACACGAAAGAAAAGUGAUUUUUUUUUUUUUAACCCAAGGAGAGAGCUGAUUGUAGCUUUUUUUUUUUCCCCACCAGACUUAGCAAUCUGGUAAGUUUGCUUACCAGAAUAAUAGGCUUUUCUACAGAAUUUUUUUAACUGGCAGUGCCAGUUGUGAUGAAGGUGAAGUGGCUGUUGCUUUACAUUCAACAAGUAUUUAUUAAGCAACUACUAUGUGCUAGGCCUAAUUCUAGACCCUGCGGAUAGAGCAUUAAACAAAACUAAUAGUCUUGGCCCUCAAGAAGCUUUACGUGGAUGCAGAGUAUCCAGCUUGACAGUUAGCAAACCCCUGAUAUUCAUGGACUUAACAUGAGGUUUGGACUAUUCACGAACCACCCCAGAAGGUUCAGGAUCCCUACAAAUUUGCAUUUUUCUAUGGCCCAAAUUUGAAAACCACGUGCUUGGAACAGGCCACUUAACUUGGUGAGUAAUCCAAGCUCAUUGCCCAACAUCAGAGAUGACAAAAAUGUUUCCUAUCAUGUGCCCACUCCAAUUUAUUGGUAGUAUCUAUCUGGCUUUAAGCCCCAGAACAGAUUUGCCAGGCACAGCAUGGAAGAGUGCUGUGAUUGAUUAGUGAUGUCUGCCUUGGGUGAAGGAAAGGAAAUAUUCACUGACCGUCUCCUCCUGUCAUUUCCAGCCCAGCUUUAAGGUCUCCACCUAGAAGUGUUUUUUCUACUCUCUGCCAUGUAAAAGAUUAAAAUUUUGUGGCAGGACUCAGACAUUGGAGGAUUUGCAAUGGCCUGGCAUUUCUACUCCUUGUGAAGGUCAGAGGCGGACUAUUUGUACACUUAUGCAUAUCCGCUCCUCCAAAGGCCAAGAAACCAUCGGCACCUUUGCAACCACCAGCAAUGAUCAGCAAGGAUAGCCUUCUGUGAUGGUAACCCAUGCCAUUUUCCUCUGGAAGGCUGGAAACAUUCCAUUCCCUGUUCCUUGUUAAUUAACGUCUGCACAUGCUUCUCAUUUCCAAUGCCUCCGCUGAAGUUUGAGCCACAUCCCUCUUACAGCUAGUGAAUGAGUUGGUAGCAGAUACUGUAUAUAAUAAUAAUAGUUCUAA